UGCCUGAAACAUUUUUUUCUCCAAUCUGUGACUAACUUAGCCUGUUUGCUACUAACUCUUCGAAUGUGUGCGUGAGACCACUCAGCUGUUAGUUGUAUAAGUACAUGACAGGAGAUAUUCUGAUCAUAACAAUUCGCGCGGCGUAUCUUGUCAAAACGAAACGACUUGUUAUAUCCAUCGUGCGAUCGAGUUUAGUCUCGUGACAGCUAACUACGAAAAGUUAUGCGCUUGUAAAAAAAUGAGGAUUGUAUUUGGAACUUGAUUGCAUAUAAAAAUGGGAAAUUGUCUAAAACGCGCGGGAGGCAGUCAGCAGGACAAUACCACUUUGCUCAGCAGCAAUCCCGAUCCUUCAAUGAUUGGAAGUUCGUCACAAGAUGCACUCGGACCUCAAAUACCUUAUAAUGAAAUUAUGGGAUCUUAUUAUCCUGUAACAGCGACAAGAGAACAUCGUUUACAGUCCAAUUUAAAUGUCUCACGUGGAAUUGGAGUUGGACUUAAUUUAGGACUUGGCGUUACAUCUGGUAGUAUAAGCGAAGAAGAACAGCAGGUACGAAUUGCAAAGCGUAUAGGACUCAUACAACAUUUGCCCAUGCGACAAUACGAUGGAACAAAGAAAGGAGAAUGUGUAAUAUGCAUGAUGGAGCUUAUGGUAGGAGAAGAAGUUCGUUAUCUACCUUGUAUGCAUACUUAUCAUGCAGUGUGUAUCGACGAUUGGUUACUCCGUUCACUCACUUGUCCAUCAUGCAUGGAACCUGUAGAUGCUGCUCUCAUUAGUUCGUAUCAUCCUACAACUUAAUAUUACAAAAAAUAUACUGGAGUAGUUGAUCGGAAAUCCGAUUAAACUACAUUAAGCAAAGUGACUUGAAGAAUUGCUAAUUUUAUCAUUACAUACAAAUGCUUGAUUAUGGAAGGACUAUUCGAGUUAAAAGCUAAUUAUAUUUACUACUGUAUAUGAUAUAUAUGCGCCUGUGCUAAUUGAUAAGAAUAUUCAUACAGUGAAAUAUUUCAAUUGCAAGUAUCCUUUACAUGAUACUUUCUUGUUACAAAUGAAAUAUUCUAUUUGAGCUGAAAAAAGGAAGAUGUUUUAUUCCUCUGAUAGAAGCGUAAUACCAACAUGAUCUCUCAUAAAUUAUCAUGUAUGUAUUAUUUUGUAGGAAUAUAAUAUAUUCUUAUUAUUUUUUUGGCCUGAGUAAAUUUAAAUCAAGCAUAUAAGUAAUAUGGAAAUACAAUUUAAUUAUGUAGACAUAGAUCUACGUCAUGUUAAAGUAGUCGAAACAUGGUAGGAAAGUGUAUACAAUUGUGGUAAACAUAAACAAUAGGGGACUAUAUAAUAAAUAUAAUUAAUUAAUAUCUUUUUUUUUCAAAAUGUUAUCUUUAUUUUUUCAUUACUUCUUAUGUAAUUGCAACUUUUCUUAAGAAGUAUUCACAUAUAAAUAACUUAAUUUUGAGAAAAAUGAAAGCAUAAAUUUUAUAGAUUCUAAUUUACUUUUAAUUUGUUGCAUAAUCCCCGAUUGUUGAAAAGUAUGCAGUAACUCAUUUGUAUUUCAUUCUUAUUCAAGCAUAAUCAGACUUUUAAUCAGGAUUGAUUGUUAGGCUUCUGAAGAAUUAGUUCUUUAAAUAUGAAAUGCAUAAUGUGAUCUAGUAAAUUAUAAGUGUAAAGGUGCAGAACAUCGAUGGAAUCUAUAUUUUCAUAAUGAACUUGACUUGUAAGCAUUUUAAUCAUUUUAUUAACUUGAAAUCUUGGGUGCAUUUUUUUUCUUAUAUUUCAUAAGAAUAUUGAUGAUUACACUAUUAUGUAAUGAAGCAUUACAAAAUUCAUACAAUUGCACAUUGCAUUGCAUCCACAUUGUUAAUGCUUCCUUUAACAAAGAUAAAACUGAAAUCGAUAUAAUAGUUAUUAUAUCUUUAACUUUUAUUAAUGGUUUAUUGUCUCAAACUUGUUACUGCAACUAUAAUUAUUUUAAUACUCUGCAUUAUAUAAGGUAGCUGCAAAUUAACAUUCACGAAGAACUAUAUAAAUUAAAUUUCGUAAUAUCAAGAAAAUACAUAUGGUUGCGGUGAUUAUUUUUCUAUUGUUGAAUUUGAGAUUUAGAUUUACAUAAUACACAUUUUAUAGAAUAUCUUUUAGCUUCAAGACAAAUCAAACAAUUACAAAAAUAUGUGUAUUUACAUAAAGUGAUCAAUGGAACACCUAGGCUUGACUAUAAAUUGAAUAGAUUUGUUAAAUCAUCUUUUACAUUAAUGAUAAGUCAAAGAACAGGUAAAUAAUCUAUUUCUUACACCAAUAUAUAGUAUGAAGAUUUGCUGUCCAGAAAAAUAUGGCUAAGAUGGACAUGAAAAUAUAAUUUUAAUAUUUUAUGACAGCUUAAUAUGUAAUACCGCUAAGUUUUUGUUUAAAUGGGAAUAUGAAGCUGUGAAUUAGUGAUUUAAUGAUAUAAAAAUAUACGUAUAGUGAUUUAAUACAAAUAUAAAUAUUUAGUAACAAA
This is a messenger RNA of Vespa crabro (European hornet), 2486 nucleotides long. It is a transcript of the gene Rnf11, whose product is annotated as RING finger protein 11. The coding region runs from base 275 to 796 and encodes 173 amino acids. The record is from RefSeq and is a predicted model, not a curated record. The transcript is spliced from 3 exons. Lineage: Eukaryota; Metazoa; Arthropoda; Insecta; Hymenoptera; Vespidae.